Molecule: messenger RNA, 606 nt
Organism: Schistosoma mattheei
Lineage: Eukaryota; Metazoa; Platyhelminthes; Trematoda; Strigeidida; Schistosomatidae
Source: the annotation of a GenBank genome assembly
AUGUCUGCUUCUGGUGAUCGAUUUGAUUGGUAUCAGUCAGAGGAUAAUAUUUGGAUAGAUUAUUUAAGAAAAAAGAUGGCACCAACUGAUAUUCGGGUAGAAAUAAAAGACGGGAGACAGGUUUCUUUGUACCUGACUAUUCCCACCGGUGAUGAGUUGCUCAAGAAAUUUCAGUUGCUCCAUGAAGUUGUGCCAGAAGAUUCAUCAUAUCGUGUCACCGCCACGAAAAUCGAAAUCAAGUUAAAGAAAGCAGAUAAAGUUUGCUGGAGUCAUCUGGAAUCUCAAGAUUGUAUCACUGGUUCAGGAAUUCAGACGUCAUAUGAUGUCACCAAAAUUGUUCACUCCUACCCUUCCUCAAGCAAAUCUGCACACGAUUGGAAUAAGAUCGAUAAAGAAGCAGCUGAAAUAGAGGGAGAAGAAGACCCUCUAAACAAGUUGUUCAGAAAUAUUUACGAAAAUGCCUCAGAUGAAACUAGAAGGGCAAUGAUCAAAAGUUUUACGGAAUCAGCUGGUACAGUCCUCAGCACCAAUUGGAGUGAAGUUGGAGCAGGUAAAGUUGAAAUACGACCUCCAGAUGGGAUGGAAUAUAAGAAGUAUGAAAUAUAA